This is a messenger RNA of Rosa rugosa (rugosa rose), 640 nucleotides long. Its product is annotated as rhodanese-like domain-containing protein 4A, chloroplastic. The transcript has a single exon. Lineage: Eukaryota; Viridiplantae; Streptophyta; Magnoliopsida; Rosales; Rosaceae. The record is from RefSeq and is a predicted model, not a curated record. The annotation marks the transcript as partial.
AUCACUUCAUUACCGAUCUCUCUUCCCAAAACCUCCAUUCUCACCUCUCAAUCAUUCAACUCCCACCCCCUUCAAUUUCCCUCCAUCAAAAACCUCCUUCACAACCAACCCAAAACCCAUCUCUCCUUUCUCCUCACUGAGCUCAUCGCAACCACCGCCAUUACUUUCCCUUCUUUUGCUUCCGAAGCCGCAGCUGCCGAGCAAGUUUCAGACAAAAUAAACUUGGAGUCAAUCCUGGUCUCAAUUGAUGAGUUUUUCAACAAGUACCCAUAUUUCGUUGCCGGUUGUACGUUCAUUUGGUUGGUUGGUGUACUACAAGAGUACUUGAGAAAAUAUAAGUUCAUCUCUGUUCUUAAUGCAUUUCGAAAACUCAAAGAGGACCCCACUGCUCAGCUAUUGGAUAUUAGGGACGAGAAGAGUUUGAAGUAUUUGAGGUCUCCCAACUUGAAGAUUGUGAAUAAGGAUACUGUGCAGGUUCAAUUUUCAGAGGAUGAUGAAGAUGGGUUUGUAAAGAAGGUUUUGCAGAAGUUCGGAGACCCAGGAAACACUGUCGUCUGUGUUUUUGGAAAGUAAGUGUAAAACUUUUGCUCUAGCUUCGUCUUUUACAUGGAGAUUUAGAUGAGAUAAGGAAGAAGCAAAA